GAGGAGGACAAAGGCUCCCGCCAGAGUGGAAUCUAAAGCGACGUGAUGACGUACGGACGUACGUGCGUCGUCUCUUGGCGCCGGGCAGAUGCAGUCGGAGAGCUCUGCAGCGCCCAGCGUCCUGCUGGUCGAGGCGUUCUAUGGCGGCUCUCACAAACAGCUGAUCGACCUGCUGCAGGAGAACAUCAGCUGCUCCGUCUGCACGCUGCCCGCCAAGAAGUGGCACUGGAGGGCGAGAACGGCAGCGCUGCACUUCAGCCAGACCAUCCCCACCUGUCCGUCACACAGAGUCCUGUUCUGCAGCUCCGUCCUGAACCUCUGUGAACUGGUGGCUCUCAGACCAGAUCUGGCCCGUCUGAAGAAGGUUCUGUACUUCCACGAGAACCAGCUGGUUUAUCCGGUCCGCAAAGACCAGGAGAGAGACUUCCAGUACGGAUACAAUCAGAUCCUGUCAUGUCUGGUGUCGGACGUGGUGGUGUUUAACUCCGCCUUCAACAUGGACUCCUUCCUGUCCUCCAUCUCCCCCUUCAUGAAGAAGAUCCCAGACCACAGACCCAGAGACCUGGACCAGCUGAUCCGGCCUAAAUGUGUGGUCCUGUACUACCCGGUCCAGUUCCCUGAUGUCAGCAGGCUGCUGCCCGAACACAAACUCAUCUGCAGGUCUCAUGUGGAUGACAUCAUCACACCACAAGACGAGCAGGAGGCACCACGUCUGUUGUCGAGUCCUGAUGAGAGUCUGACUGUCAGCUGUGAGCAGCAGGAUCCACAUCAGACCACUACGGCUGAACCCAGAACAGACCCGAGACCAGUUAGUGAGGGGGACCCUGAAGACCAGAGGAGACCUCUGCACAUCGUCUGGCCUCACAGGUGGGAACAUGAUAAGGACCCGGAGCUCUUCUUCUCCACUCUGAUCAAACUGAAGGAGCGACGACUCGACUUUCACCUGUCGGUGCUCGGAGAGACAUUCACUGACCCUCCAGAGAUCUUUCCGGAGGCCCGUCGUCUGUUGGACCGUCACAUCCUGAACUGGGGCUUCCUGCCCAGUAAAGACGAUUACCUGAAGGUGCUGUGUGAGGCCGACGUGGUCGUCUCCACCGCCAGACACGAGUUCUUCGGCGUGGCCAUGUUGGAAGCUGUCCACUGCGGCUGUUACCCUCUGUGUCCCAAGGCUUUAGUGUAUCCUGAAAUCUUCCCAGCAGAGUACCUGUACUCCACACCUGAGCAGCUCUGUAAGCGGCUACAGUCACUCUGCAGGAGGCCCGACGUCGCCCGCAGGCAUGUCGUCAAGGUCGACACCUCCUCCUUCUCCUGGUCGUCUCUUAAGGAGCGUUAUGAGACCCUGCUGGCAGCGCAGCGUCCCUGAAUGCACCGCGGAGGCUUCAGUCUAUUAGCGGCGGCUGGUUCCGAGGCCGUCGGAGCGUCUGCCAGGCCGUCAUCAUGCCUGACUCGACGCCACGUCCCGCAGAACGCAGCGGUGACUUCCAGCCCGACUCAGGCACCUCCGAGCCCCAAAUCAAAGGCAGGCUGGCGGGCUGGAGACGCCGAGUCUGGACCUGUAAACGUCCCCGUGCUCUCGGGCUGGAGCAGAACUUUCUUUUAUGUGUGUGGUUUGGGUGGAGGAGGGGGGUUAACGUGUAAAAGCUUUCAUGUUUCCACAGGCGGUGCCACCUCAUAUAUCCGGCUGGAUCCAUUUUUAUCCUUUGUGCUGUUGAGGUUCUGUUGUUCACCGCAGCGACUGAGCGGCAGCCAGGCUGUGGUUUCAGUCUGCAGCUCCACCUGAGCUGCCAGGUCCAGGACCGAGACGAAACCAGAAUAAAGUGGAUCUGCAGACGCUCGUACCCACUGAGGCGACAUCAGGCGCCGCAGAACUCUGUGACAACGUUUAUUUCAUACCGACGAGUCAGAUUUAAUAAAAGCCAGUUUAUGUGGAACGACUGGAAACAGUUUGA
This is a messenger RNA of Acanthopagrus latus (yellowfin seabream), 1949 nucleotides long. RefSeq names its product glycosyltransferase-like domain containing 1 (gene qtman). The transcript is spliced from 11 exons. The coding region runs from base 89 to 1363 and encodes 424 amino acids. Lineage: Eukaryota; Metazoa; Chordata; Actinopteri; Spariformes; Sparidae. Gene Ontology annotation, molecular function: glycosyltransferase activity. The record is from RefSeq and is a predicted model, not a curated record.